This is a messenger RNA of Labrus mixtus (cuckoo wrasse), 6683 nucleotides long. RefSeq names its product adhesion G protein-coupled receptor L1a (gene adgrl1a). The coding region runs from base 946 to 5322 and encodes 1458 amino acids. The transcript is spliced from 26 exons. The record is from RefSeq and is a predicted model, not a curated record. Gene Ontology annotation, cellular component: axon; presynaptic membrane; postsynaptic density. Gene Ontology annotation, molecular function: G protein-coupled receptor activity; latrotoxin receptor activity; carbohydrate binding. Gene Ontology annotation, biological process: adenylate cyclase-activating G protein-coupled receptor signaling pathway; cell surface receptor signaling pathway; heterophilic cell-cell adhesion. Lineage: Eukaryota; Metazoa; Chordata; Actinopteri; Labriformes; Labridae.
UGUACGUGAUAGGCAAUGAUGAAUGCGCUGGGUUGUAAUAAGCCUGAUGCAGAGCUGCAGUGGUCGAACACACCGUGUGAAUGGUCCUGAUGAGAGUGUGCGCUGCCUGCCGACGAAGAGGGAAACUAGAAACGGGUGAUCCGCUCGGUGCGUCAGGACGCACAAGAUUACCGCAGAUGGCCUCUGUAGACUGUUCUAAUUCUAGCGGAUGAUUUCAGAGCGUAGAGCUUUUAUUUAUUUCAGUCUACACGAAGGUGAAGAGUCGACAGAGCGAGAGGAAAAACGUCCUAUGAACAGUUGCACAUGAGACAUCCAAGAGUCGGUUUGUCUUACGCAGACGUUUUGCGACGGCGGCACAUUUGCUCUCAUGCUCACCAUCUAAGCAGCGACGGACGGACAACGCGACUGCAACUUCAAUAUAAUUAAUAUUCCACCGCAGUUGAACGUCUUCGUCUUCACCGCUGAACUAACUCGAAUGUUAUUCUUCUUUUCGAGCAGGACAAUGAUUUCGUCACUGUUAUUUAUUUUGAUGCCCACACGGGCGCAUUUCCGCGAGGAUCUGCUCUGCCCGUGAGGAUAUUCAUCCCACUGCCUGUAUCACAUUUUCAGUCGGGUGGAUUUUUCCCCCUCUCUCGUUUUACGGCGGUUUGUCUUUAAGGUAGCACGCUAUUAAUUUUUAAUUCUUAUGCAUCCGCACGAAGACGGGUCCAGAGAGGAGAAAACGAGUGCUUACCAGAGGAGGGGAGAAGGAGGCAAGUGAGGAGGGAAGCGAGAAUGACUGAGACACACUGAGGGGGGAAAAGGAACAGGAGAUUGGAGGAUUCAAGCAGGAUCCCUCUCAGGGAGGGUGUAAGCUGAGGAAGUGCCGCCUCACUCACCUGUGCCUGCUGACUGCCUCUACACUUUAGCCCCGCCCCUUGCCCCAUCCCCUGGUUUUCAUCCAACAUGGCUCUAGCAGUCUGGAUCAUCUUCACCUGUGCUGUGGCUUUCAGCAACAUCAGUCCGUCCUCACAAGCUCUGAGCCGGUCAAUGAUGCCCUUCGGCUUGAUGCGUCGAGAGCUGGCUUGCGAAGGCUACCCCAUCGAGCUGCGCUGCCCUGGAAGUGAUGUAAUCAUGAUCGAGACGGCCAACUACGGCCGCACGGAUGACAAGAUCUGUGACGCAGACCCCUUCCAGAUGGAGAAUGUGCAGUGCUACCUUCCGGACGCCUUCAAGAUAAUGUCACAGAGGUGUAAUAACCGCACCCAGUGUGUGGUGGUCGCGGGGUCAGAUGUGUUCCCAGACCCCUGCCCAGGAACCUACAAGUACCUGGAGAUCCAGUACGAGUGUGUCCCCUACAAAGUGGAUCAAAAAGUCUUUGUGUGCCCUGGGACUCUGCUGCGGGUGCAGGCGGCUAGUUCUCUACAGGAGGCUGAGCACCAGGCAGGGGCGUGGUGCAAGGACCCGCUGCAGUCUGGGGACCGUCUGUACGUCAUGCCCUGGACCCCCUAUCGCACUGACAUGCUGUUCGAGUACGCCUCCUGGGAAGACUUCAAACAGAACCGAGCCACCACCACCUACAAGUUGCCCAACAGAGUCGACGGCACAGGAUUUGUGGUGUACGAUGGCGCGGUGUUUUACAACAAAGAGCGCACACGGAACAUAGUCAAGUAUGACCUACGGACGCGAAUCAAGAGCGGCGAGGCUAUUAUCACAAACGCCAACUACCACGACACCUCGCCAUAUCGCUGGGGAGGGAAAUCGGACAUAGACCUGGCAGUUGACGAGAACGGCCUCUGGGUGAUCUACGCCACGGAGUCCAACAACGGGCGGCUGGUGGUUAGCCAGGUGAACCCUUACACUCUGCGCUUUGAAGGCACCUGGGAGACCAGCUUUGACAAGAGGAUGGCCUCCAACGCCUUCAUGGCGUGCGGCGUGCUCUACGCAGUGCGGUCGGUCUACCAGGACGAUGACAGCGAAGCAGGCGGCGACUUGGUGAUGUAUGCCUACAAUACCAACCACGCCCGAGAGGAGCCUGUCAACAUCCCUUUCCCCAACCCGUACCAGUAUAUUUCCUCUGUGGACUACAACCCUCGAGACAACCAGCUUUAUGUGUGGAACAACUAUAAUGUGCUGCGUUACGCCCUGGAGUUUGGACCGCCAGACCCCACCACGGCCGUAGUUACAACAGCUAAUGCUUAUUAUCUCUCCAUUACUUUCCCCUCCUCUGUUUCUGCUCCCUCUGCUCGUCCAGGCAUCGCUUCGUUCCAGUGCUUGGAGGAGCAGGUCAUGUGGAACCCGCGGGGUCCUGACCUCAGUAACUGCACCUCCCCGUGGGUCAACCAGGUGGCCCAGAAGAUAAAGAGCGGUGAGAAUGCUGCCAACAUAGCGGGAGAGCUGGUGAACCACACACGGGGUCGCGUCCAGGCCGGAGAUGUCAGCUCAUCCGUGCGACUCAUCGAGCAACUGCUAGACAUACUGGAUGCCCAGCUUCAGGCCCUGAGGCCGGGGAACAAGGAGUCGGCUGCACGGAACUACAACAAGCUCCAGAAGCGAGAGAGGACCUGCCGAGCCUACAUCCAGGCUGUGGUGCAGACAGUGGACAACUUGCUCCGUCCUGAGGCCCUGGAGUCAUGGCAGGACAUGAACAGCACAGAGCAGGCCCACACUGCCACCAUGCUACUGGAUGUCCUGGAGAAAGGGGCUUUCCUGCUCGCCAACAACAUGUAUGGGAAUCACUUCUCUGACCGAGCGCCCAGCAUUGAACUGGAGGUGCAUGUUCUGAACACAGAGAUGGACCUGCAGGAUUUGUCCUUCCCACAGAACUAUGCCGGCGACAGCACCAUCCAGCUAUCAGCUUCCACUAUUAAACAGUACAGUCGCAACGGACAAGUCAAGGUGGUUUUCAUUCUAUACAAAAACUUGGGUUCCUUCCUUUCUACUGAGAAUGCCACAGUGAAGAUGGAGGUGGAGGGGCCGAGUCACGAUAAGAAGCGUCUGGCGGUUAACUCCCAUGUAAUUGCUGCCUCCAUCAACAAAGAGUCCAGCAGAGUGUUUCUCACCGAGCCAGUGGUCUUUACACUCAAACGCCUACAGAUGGACAAUUAUUACACUCCAAACUGCUCCUUCUGGAACUACUCGGAGCGCUCCAUGACAGGCCAGUGGUCGUCGCAGGGCUGCAGGCUGCUGGACACCAACAGCACACACACCACCUGCUCCUGCAGCCACCUCACCAACUUCGCCGUGCUCAUGGCUCACCACGAGCCCGAUUACCAGGGGCGAAUGCACGAACUGAUCCUGUUUGUGAUCACGUGGGUGGGGAUCGUCAUCUCCCUCGUGUGUCUGGCCAUCUGCAUCUCCACUUUCUGCUUCCUGAGGGGACUGCAGACCGACCGCAACACCAUCCAUAAGAACCUCUGCAUCAACCUCUUCAUCGCCGAGCUGCUCUUCCUCAUCGGCAUCGACAAAACAGAAUAUCAUAUUGCCUGCCCCAUCUUUGCUGGCCUUCUGCAUUUCUUCUUCUUGGCUGCCUUCUCCUGGAUGUGUCUGGAGGGUGUGCAGCUCUAUCUCAUGCUGGUGGAGGUCUUUGAGAGCGAGUACUCCCGCAAAAAGUACUACUAUCUGUGCGGCUACUGCUUCCCUGCACUGGUGGUGGGCAUCUCGGCAGCCAUAGACUACAGGAGCUAUGGGACCAAGAAAGCAUGCUGGCUUCGAGUGGAUAACUACUUCAUCUGGAGCUUCAUUGGACCCGUUUCAUUUGUGAUUAUGCUCAACCUCAUUUUCCUCAUGAUCACUUUACACAAGAUGAUCCGCAACUCUUCAGCUCUCAAACCUGACUCUAGCCGUCUGGACAACAUUAAGUCGUGGGCUCUGGGGGCCAUUGCUCUGCUGUUCCUGCUCGGGCUGACGUGGGCUUUUGGCCUCCUCUUUAUCAAUGAGAACACGGUUAUCAUGGCCUACCUGUUCACCACCUUCAAUGCCUUCCAGGGCAUGUUCAUCUUCAUCUUCCACUGUGCCCUGCAAAAGAAGGUCCAUAAGGAGUACAGCAAGUGUCUGCGUCACUCCUACUGCUGCAGCCGCACCUCCACCACCAGCUCCCACGGCUCCCUCAAGAACUCGGGCCUGCGUGCCAACAACCGCUACUACAGCGGCAGCCAAGCUCGCCACGCAGCAGCCCACAGACAGAGUCGGAUCCGCAGGAUGUGGAACGACACGGUUCGGAAGCAGACGGAAUCUUCUUUCAUGGCGGGAGAUAUCAAUAGUACCCCGACACUCAACCGUGCGACCAUGGGCAACCACCUUCUGACAAACCCGGUGUUACAGACUCGCACUGGUACCUCUCCAUACAACACUCUGCUGGCUGAGAGCUUCACCCCGCCCUCGCCUGGCGUCUUCAACUCUACUGGAACCUUCCGUGACCCAAAAAGCACGUUAUCAAAGGCCCGCGAACCCUGUGGGAUGGAAACACUGCCCUUGAAUGGUAACUUCAACAACAGCUACUCCCUGCGCAGUGGCCCGGGGGGUGGAGGUGGGGGCAGCUGCGACUUCCUUGGUGGCGGGGGCGGAGACAGUCCCCCUGCCCUCUUCAAUGCCCGCGGCUCAGAGACCAUGGGAGGUGGAGGCAUCCGACGAAACCUCUCUGAUGCAGCUGCCUUCGAGAAGAUGAUCAUCUCUGAGCUCGUUCACAACAACCUGAGAGGUGGUGUGGGAGGAAGUGGAGGAGGCGGAGGUGACGUAGGGGACAGAAUGUGUGGCAGCCUGGCCAGAGGACGCCCUCAUGGUGGGGUGGGUCAGGGGACGACGGGGGUCGGGCCAGAGCCAUCCAUUAGUAUGGAUGAAGAUGAGGACUAUCUUCGAGAGGGACGGCAGCGCACACCUCAGGAUGUGGAGCUGCUUUAUAAAGCUCUUGAGGAGCCCCUGCUGUUACAACGAGCCCAGUCUGUCCUCUACCAAAGCGAUCCAGAGGAGUCCGAGAGCUACACGGCCGACCUCACUGAGAGCCUGGGACACAGCGGACACAGUGGCCAGAGUAACAGCGUGCAGGGAGGCAACAGAGCACCAGACUCGCCUGCACGUGACUCCCUGUACACCAGCAUCACAAACCUGCGAGACUCACCUUACCCAGACAGCAGUCCUGAGCCCCUGGAGGUGGUGCCCCGCUCGGCUCAGCCCCCUGAGGAGUUAUACUACAGCUCCGGAAGGCCUGCCUUGGGUUCUCGGGGGGCCCCAAUGCAGACCUUCUACCAGGCCCAAGCACGUAGACCGAGUGGGGAGGGACAUGCGGCUCAGGAGCCUGCACAUAGUGAGGGAGACGGACAGAUGCAGCUGGUCACCAGCCUGUGACUGGAGCCUGACGGAGGAAGUCUGAGACUCUAAUGUGAUGGCCAGAGCUGCCUCUUAGCCCACCUCGUUCUCGCGUCUCUCCACUUUCUGCUUGUUUGGUUGCCUUCUUUCUCUGAUUUUUAUUUAACUAACAGAUGAGCAAACAGAGUGACCUUCAGGGGGAGUCAGGGCUGACUCUGCAGACUCAGCCUUUGUCUUUAACCCUCCCCUUUCUUAUGGAGAUGAGUGAUGGAUGUUUUUCAGCAGUGCAUUCAGCGCCUCUCUCCACCCCCAGCCCUCCCCAGUUCCUCUGGUACCCUAAGGCCAAGUCCAGCACUCUGAAUGUACCGAUCCACCCCCCUUUACCUUCAAAUACUUCAGACUUUAAAAAAAAGUUUUUUAUGUAAUUUCUCUUCAGACCUGCCUGCGGAGAUGAGAAUAUCAUUUUAUAUUUUUUCUCAUUUCCCUUUCGUAUCACCCAUUGGUGUUUUUGGAGUCUUCAUUUGAUAGGAGUAGUUAGCUGUGGAGACAGGGACUUUAGUACUAUAAUAUAACCCCAAAAAAAUGUCUCACAGAAAGCUCUUCACUGUUGCCAAAAAUAUCUUUUAUUGAGCCAGAACAGAAACUAGAAGAUUCACAAGGCAAACACAUUCAUAUAUUACACACACACACACACACACACACACACACACACACAGACACUCACUCAUCCAGAAGUGCUCAUUACUGAACAUCGAAAGUGAAAACAGUACUCCAUGUAAGUAAAAGGGAGCAAGAGCUUUUGUUCCAAGCAGGAAGUGGGAGCUGAUUCAGUGUAGUUGCCUUCAUUUUCUCUUGCUGUGAAUCGACAGCGAUGUACAAAAGUGGAGUAGAGGCAGAGAUGGAGACUGAGGAGACCCCGCACCGCCCCUCCACAGAAGGAGAACCUGCAUCCAAAGGACUGGCCGUUUUCUCUCCACUCUUCUCUGUUUGCUUUAGGCAUUUGAAAAGUUGAAUGACUGCCUUGCUAUUGUUUUGAAGAGAGUAUUACAUUUGUUGACUUUUGGUCUGCAUCCUUUGGGGUCCUGCUGAAUCAACGGGUACCCCCCCCCCUCACCACCCCCCUGCUCCCUGUACUCUGCUGAUAGAGCCUAGACAGUCGAAGUGGACUUGUUUCCUGUGUGCCGUUGUGACAAACAAGACUGUAGACGUCGCAAACACACUGGUCGAUCCAAUUGGUAUAAAUGUGUACAUAGGACCCACACAUGAAUCUACUUUAUUCCUACUAUGUAAAUAGACACCAGAUGAUCAAAAGCAACAAAACGUAACAAAUACUAUGAAAAAUGACUUCUUGUACUGCAACAAACCGACAUGAGAAAAAUAAAAUGUUUUGGAGUUUGUGA